AAAGAAAAGUUGAAAAAGUCACACUGAUGUCAAAAGUUUCCGAGUUGCGAUUACUUCCUCUCUUUCUAAUCCUAUUUUUCCUCGAUUUUUUAUUUAUUUUCCAACUAGGAAAUCUAAGAGAAUAAUGGGUUUUUAUAUAAAUUCGCCGAGAAAAACCCUUCAAAACCUCAGGAACUUUGGUUCACGCAACCUCCUCAGAAUCUGAAAACCUUAAAAGAAAAAAAAAACAGAGCGCAAAUGUCUCCUUCUCGCCAUAUCCCGGCGUGCCUUCGUCCCUCCGAUCAUCAUCCGCCGCCGCUUCCGGAACCAUCUCCGCCUCCUCGGGCAAUCUCCGGCGAUCCCAACCUCACCACGUGCCUCUACCAGACGGAUCUAGGCGUCUUCUACAUCACGUGGAGUCGUUCCUUCUUCGGCCAUUCCCUGAAUCUCUUCCUCCAGACCCAAGAUUGCUAUCACCACUCCUCCGCCUCACCUCUCUCUCUCUCUGCCGCCGCCGCUGCCGAUCUCUCCCCCUCCGCCGUCUCCUUCCGCCUCCACGUGAACCCACUUGCCUUCUGGAGAAGACGCGGAUCUAAACGCGUCUCUCAGAAAGUCCAAAUCUUCUGGGAUUUGACCAGGGUCAAGUUCGAUUCCGGACCCGAACCCAGAUCCGGGUUCUACAUCGCGGUAGUCGUCGACGGCGAGAUGGGUCUCUUGGUCGGAGACGCCGUCAGGGAAGCUUACGCUAGGACCAAAGCGGGAAGACCCACGAUUCCUCAGGCUCUGGUUUUGAGGAGAGAACACAUGUUUGGGAACAGAGUGCUGUGUACUAAAGCGAAGAUCGGAGGGAGAAACAGAGAGAUCUCGAUCGAUUGUCGGAUCGACGAAGACGCAAGAUUGUGUUUCGGAGUCGACAGCAAAAGGGUUUUACAGAUCAAGCGACUGAGAUGGAAAUUCAGAGGAAAUGAAAAUAUCGAAGUCGAUGGAGUUCCUGUCCAGGUCUCAUGGGACGUCUACAACUGGCUGUUCGAGAACAAGACCACCGCCACCGUCGACGGUAACGGUAACGGCGGAGGUCAAGCCGUCUUCAUCUUCAGGUUCGAGACCGACCCAGUCGCCGCAGCGGCGGAGUACGAAACGGCGUCGUGUCCGUCGUCGGAGAAGAACGGCAGCGUUUUGUGGCAGCCCAAGCCAUGCGGGUUCAUGGAGCUGAGGAAGAUGAGGAGAAGCUUCCUGAGGAGCACGAGGGCUCGGACAAGGAGCUCGUCUUCAUCUUCCAUGUCGGUGUCGAUGUCUUCGGCUUCGUCGGCGUGUAGCUCCUCCGUGCUCGAGUGGGCGAGCAGCGCCGACGAGGCGGAGUACGGUGAAGGCGGUGGCUCCGGCGGCGGUCUUGGGUUCUCGCUGGUUGUAUACGCAUGGAGGAAGUGAGGCCUCCCACGGCGGAGAAAAGUGAGUUUUUUUUUGGAAAAAAAAAAGGUUCUAUGAAUGGGUCAAUCAAAAUAUUUUUCAUUUAUGUAAAAGCUUCCAAUGAAAUUUACUAACAAAGGAUGACUUGUUCAUGGCAAAGUUGAAGUUAA
Molecule: messenger RNA, 1556 nt
Organism: Tarenaya hassleriana
Lineage: Eukaryota; Viridiplantae; Streptophyta; Magnoliopsida; Brassicales; Cleomaceae
Exons: 1
Coding region: 238-1407 (389 amino acids)
Source: RefSeq, a predicted model, not a curated record